AGUGGGUUAAGAACAGCAAGCUAGAGGAGGUAAUAGAGUAUAAAUUUCAAAAAUGAAAUUUCUUGUCAGGAGGCUGUUGUAUAUUCUCUUUGCCAUGUCCUGUUGCAGUGUGCUGCUUUGGCACUACUUUUACCACAGGGAUGCAGAUACCAGUGAUCAACACACCAUUAAACUAAACGCUGCAAAAAGCAAGGACAUUGCCAGUAUUAACAAGAUGUUAACAAAUUAUUCCUCCAAAUGGAUCAAGCAGGAACAGAACAUUAAAACCUACAGGUCAUUGCUAGGCAAAAGUUGCAAUGCCAUUUCCAAUGCACUGGUUACACAGGACAACUCACCUGAGGGAUCAAUUAUUUCCUAUGAUGCAAGUAAAAAAAAACAGUUGGUGACACCAAGCCUGUUUAAAGUAUUUCCCAAGACAAGCCCCUUUAAAACAGCACCUUGGGAUUCUUGUGCUGUAGUUGGCAAUGGAGGUGUCUUAGCCAACAGCAGCUGUGGAAAACAAAUCGACUCUUCCACGUUUGUCAUCAGAUGUAAUCUUCCUCCACUGACCAAUGGAUAUGAGAGAGAUACAGGAAGCAAAACAAACCUUGUUACAGCCAAUCCCAGCAUCCUUUUUCGAAAGUAUCGUUCACUAAAGAAGAAUCGCCAGUCAUUUGUGAAGGAUUUGCAGUUGUAUGGGGAUGCCCUAGUCCUACUGCCAGCGUUCUCACUUGUACGGAACACUGGUGUGUCCCUGCGUGCCCUCCACUCACUGCAGGACCUAAACAAGAGUGGUCCUCGUGCUGUCUUUUUUAACCCAAGGUACCUUACAAACCUGAAAAACUUUUGGCGUGGCAAAGGAAUUCGCUCAUUUCGCCUCAGCACUGGUGCCAUGAUGGCCAGCAUGGCCCUGGAGCUCUGCAACAAUGUUCACCUGUAUGGCUUCUGGCCUUUUGGAACACACCCAUACACCAACAAGAGGCUGACCAACCACUAUUACGAUAACCAACCAGUAAACAAAAGAGUGCAUGCAAUGCCAUCUGAGUUUCGAGCCUUGUUGAAUCUCCAUAACUUGGGUGUAAUCCAUCUGCACCUAGGGGAAUGCACAAAAUAAGAUAUCAACUGCAUUUAAU
This is a messenger RNA of Clarias gariepinus (North African catfish), 1112 nucleotides long. Its product is annotated as alpha-2,8-sialyltransferase 8F-like. Lineage: Eukaryota; Metazoa; Chordata; Actinopteri; Siluriformes; Clariidae. Gene Ontology annotation, molecular function: alpha-N-acetylneuraminate alpha-2,8-sialyltransferase activity. The record is from RefSeq and is a predicted model, not a curated record. The coding region runs from base 53 to 1093 and encodes 346 amino acids. The transcript is spliced from 7 exons. Gene Ontology annotation, biological process: N-glycan processing; oligosaccharide metabolic process.